Messenger RNA from Ooceraea biroi (clonal raider ant), 2446 nucleotides. RefSeq names its product 3'-phosphoadenosine 5'-phosphosulfate synthase (gene Papss). Gene Ontology annotation, molecular function: ATP binding; adenylylsulfate kinase activity; sulfate adenylyltransferase (ATP) activity. Gene Ontology annotation, biological process: 3'-phosphoadenosine 5'-phosphosulfate biosynthetic process; sulfate assimilation. The record is from RefSeq and is a predicted model, not a curated record. Lineage: Eukaryota; Metazoa; Arthropoda; Insecta; Hymenoptera; Formicidae.
UCCGUCACAGAUUCACGAGUCGCAAUGUUCACGCGGUUCAGUACGUCGUUGUCGAUCGGCGAGGAGUGACGAGGAGUGUCGUGUUCGAUCGCGCCUAGCGCGAUUGCCACGUAUAUAUCUUCGAAUCGUAGAUUCGUAGCCACAGUCAUGUCAUCGAGCAAAGAACGAGACGCUGCACCGCCACCGAGUAAAAAGUUUAUGACGAGCUGCGCGAACGUAUCGGAGCAGGCUCACCAUGUAUCCAGAGCGAAGCGGGGGCAAGCUAUCGGCAGUAUUCGAGGAUUUCGAGGUUGCACGGUAUGGUUGACCGGACUCUCGGGUGCUGGCAAGACCUCUAUAUCCUUCCAGGUAGAGGCCAUUCUGGUAAAUCAUGGUAUUGCGGCUUACGGCCUGGACGGCGACAACGUCCGGAGCGGUCUAAACCGCAACUUGACCUUCAGCAAACAAGACAGAAAGGAAAACAUCAGAAGAGUAGCCGAAGUAGCGAAACUCUUCGCCGACAGCGGACAGAUUUGUCUCUGUAGUUUCGUGUCGCCUUUCGAGGAAGACAGGCAGAUGGCGAGGCAGAUUCACAAAGAGGCCGACUUACCCUUCUUCGAGGUAUUCGUAGACACGCCUCUGCAAGUCUGCGAAGCUCGCGAUACGAAAGGUCUCUACAAGAAAGCCCGGCAGGGCGCUAUCAAAGGCUUCACCGGCAUUGACCAGAUGUACGAGAGGCCCAUGAAUUCCGAUUUGGUCGUCAAGACGGAGAAUUGCACCCCUGAAGAGUCCGCCGCGACUGUAAUUGAGCUCUUAGAAAAGUAUCGUAUCAUUCCGCAGCUUGAAAAGUCUUCGGACCUCCCGAUCAGGGAGCUCUUCGUACCGGAUUCUAGGCUGGCAUCGGCCAAAGCGGAAGCGGAGACUCUGCCGAGCGUGGAGGUCACGGAACUUGACGUGCAGUGGCUGCAGAUUCUGGCCGAGGGAUGGGCGGCGCCGUUAACGGGUUUCAUGAGAGAGUACCAAUACCUUCAGGCCCAACAUCUGCGAUGUCUGCUCGAGGGCAGCAAGGAAAUCAAUCAGUCGGUCCCGAUUGUCCUUGCGGUGAGCACAGCUGACAAGAAUCGCCUGGAGGGCUCUUGCGCCAUCAGCUUGAAGUACCAGGACGAGAUUCUCGCCAUUUUACGAAAACCAGAGUUUUAUUUCCACCGAAAAGAGGAACGUUGCAGUUGGCAGUUUGGCACCAACAACUUGGAACACCCUUACGUCAGGUUGAUUCAUAAUUCCGGAGACUGGUUGUGCGGCGGCGAUCUCGAGGUGUUGAAGAGAAUCAAGUGGCACGACGGGCUCGACAGGUACAGGCUCACGCCAAACGAGAUCCGCGCCAAGUGCCGGAAAAUGAAGGCCGAUGCCGUGUUCGCCUUCCAGUUGAGAAAUCCCAUUCACAAUGGGCAUGCGUUGCUCAUGCAGGACACCAGGAAACGAUUGCUGGAGGAGCGGGGUUUCAGGAACCCCGUGCUACUGUUGCAUCCGCUAGGAGGCUGGAUCAAGGACGACGAUGUGCCUCUGUAUACUAGGAUUCUUCAGCACAAGGCCGUUCUGGACGAAGGUGUGCUGGAUGCCGAUUCCACGUUGCUGGCCAUCUUCCCCAGCCCGAUGAUGUACGCCGGACCAAUCGAGGUGCAAUGGCACGCGAAAGCCAGGAUGAACGCUGGUGCCAACUUUUACAUCGUAGGCAGAGAUCCCGCGGGUAUUCCGCAUCCCAACAAGAACGCCACGCCCGAUGGCAAUUUGUACGAUCCCACUCAUGGUGCUCGAGUGCUCUCCAUGGCCAGAGGUCUUGACAAUCUCGAAAUAAUCCCCUUCAGGGUGGCUGCCUACGACACGCGAAACAGCAAAAUGGCAUUUUUCGAACCCGAACGGAAACAGGACUUUGAAUUUAUCUCGGGAACGAAAAUGCGGGGAUUAGCGAAGGCGGGUCAAAGUCCCCCGAAUGGCUUUAUGGCACCCAAGGCGUGGCAAGUGCUCGUGCAAUACUACCAAAGCCUAGAAUGAAUUUCCUCUUUCUCUCUCUCCUCCUUUUUGUAAAAAAGAUUUCCGUUAUUUGAGACGGAAUAAGAUUAAAACGAAACGAGGAGAAAAAAAAGAGAGAAAAUAAAAAAGAGAAAAAAAGGGAAAAUGCGGUAUUAUGUUCCAAGAGAAAUGGAUAUAAGAGAAGAUUCUCAAACGAAUCAAGACAAGAGAUUGCUGGCGGCACGUGCUCAGCUCUUGCCUCAAUUUUACAAGUUACAUUAUUUUAUCAGAAAUAAUAAUUAUAUAUCAAUUAAUAUAAAAGUUAUAUUGAUGAUUACAUAUUAUAUAUUUCUUUUAUGUAUGUGUAUCUAUUUCUACAACAUAGUUUUCCACGCGACUUUUACGCUGAUUUUGUUAUUAAUGAAAAAUCUCUAAAAAUAUAAUAGAUUCACUUUUA